Molecule: messenger RNA, 705 nt
Organism: Penicillium malachiteum
Lineage: Eukaryota; Fungi; Ascomycota; Eurotiomycetes; Eurotiales; Aspergillaceae
Exons: 3
Coding region: 1-705 (234 amino acids)
Source: RefSeq, a predicted model, not a curated record
AUGUUUGAUAAACUGAAGGCCAAGGUUGACAACUUCAAGUUGAAGCACAAACAUGACAGAGAUGUGAAGGCACUGGUCAAGCCACACGAGGACGAAGUCGAACAUGCACACAUCCCAACACCCCCACCAGACAAUGCGGGGCCCUCAACUCGCCCUGAGCACAGGAUUUCCUCACUAGAAACCCCGAAGCAAGAGAUAGAAGAUGUGAAAGACUCCUGGCGUGAGGCGCUUCAAUCCCUACCUCUUGAGAAGCAGGAGGCUCUGAAAGCCAUGGGUCUCGAUCAACUAGAAUCCGGAUCUGUAAACUUCAGCUUCAACGACUUGGUCGAAAUUGUGAACGAAAGACAGAAAGAAUGCGAAAGCAAGUUCUGGCGUAUAUCCAUCCCCCUAGGUGAAUCAGAACAAAUGGCAGCACUUCUUGGAACCACCGAAAAGAUCGUGCGCAUUAUCUGUCGCGGGCAGGCUUAUGAGGAGAUCUAUCUCAAUCCAAAAUCUCAAGGUUCUUUUGAUUCCGUUACAAAGAAUCUUGAAACUGGGCUGAUCAAGAUAUACGCUACCUCUCUCGAUAUUUUGGCAGAUGCCGGUACCCUCUUCUCCAAGAAUACUGCACAGCGCACGUUCGAAGCCAUCGUCAAUCCAGAAAAGGCUUCCGGUGCCCUCUCAGAUAUUGAUGAGCAGGAAACUCAACUUCUCCUUGAUAUCUAA